AUGCCAUUCUUAUCGUACGCUCAUGUGCUUGAGCUCCAGCAAGAGCUAGAAGGCACUCGGGCCCGAGUGAUAUGUGCCGGCUCAGACGAAUACGCCGAGAGCAUCCAGCGAUGGAGUGAUACCUGUGAGAAGGAAGCUGGAGCAGUAGUCAAAGUCACCUGCACGUCGGAAGUCUCUGAGGUGAUUAAUUUCGCACGAAAGCAUCGCAUUGCCUUCGUUGUAGAGGCGGGGGGACAUUCCACUACCGGAUCCUCUUCAACCCACGGCGGCAUUGUGAUUAGCCUCGCUGAGAUGCGAAAAGUCCUCACCGACCCCGCCUCGAAGACCGUUUGUGUACAAGGCGGCGCCACCUGGCAAGAUGUCAACAGUUCGACAGCGCCGUACGGAUUAGUCGUUGUAGGUUCGACGUCCAGCCAUACCGGGGUGGGUGGAUCAACACUGGGUGGGGGAUGCGGAUGGUUGACGGGGCGCUACGGACUGAUCAUCGACAGUUUACUUAGUGUCAAGAUGGUGCUAGCGGAUGGGUCCAUCGUUGAAGCAUCGGAAACUUCUUCCCCGGACCUGUUCUGGGCAGCCAGGGGUGCGGGACAAGCGUUUGGCGUGGUGACUGAGCUUGUCUUUCGCGCGUAUGAUCUGAAACACAAGGUUUUUGGAGGGGCCCUUUACUUCGCACUGGAUAAGUUACCCACGAUAGUGGAUUUCGCAAACGAAUUCCAUCGUCGCAAGGACGAGAAUAGCGGCUUUAUGUUUGGAUUUACGGCGCCUCCUUUCAUGACAGGGACUGCUGUGCUGGCUGUUCUCUUCUACAACGGUACCCGAGAAGAGGCAGAAGCCUUUUUUGAACCUCUGCUAUCCGUGGAUCGGGUCAUGGGCCAGACCGAUAUGAUGUCUUAUACAAAAAUCAACGCUGUGGCUAACGUAGAGCCUUCUCCCAAGGGUCGCAAAAGCAUUAACGGCACCAACGUUACCCUACCGCUUGACAUCGAUUUUGUGCAUGAUGUAUGCAAUCAGUUCGACAGGGUGAUGAGGAGCUAUAGGAGGGUAGGGGAUAGUGUGCUGAUGUUCGAGCUGCUACCAUAUUCUCACAUUAUCGAAGUCCCAUCUGACGCUACGGCUUGCGCUAAUCGAGGUCGUUAUUACAAUGUCGGGUCGAUCUUCUGUUGGCAGGAUCCCGAGAUUGAUCAUAAAAUGCAGACCGAGCAACAAGCUAUUAUUUCGAGAAUCGAACAGUUCGGGUUCGGGUCUCGGAGUGAAGGCGAGAAGCGGGUAGUCGCAUAUGCGAACUAUGCUGGGCAUAAAAGUGCGGCAUGUCUAUUUGGUGAUAACUUGGAGCGAUUGCAACAGUUGAAGAAAAUCUAUGACCCUAACAAUGUGUUCCGAAAAUGGCACGACCUUCUUCAUUAG
Messenger RNA from Aspergillus alliaceus, 1404 nucleotides. Its product is annotated as FAD-binding oxidoreductase. Lineage: Eukaryota; Fungi; Ascomycota; Eurotiomycetes; Eurotiales; Aspergillaceae. Gene Ontology annotation, molecular function: oxidoreductase activity; FAD binding. Bases 1 to 1404 code for a protein of 467 amino acids. The record is from RefSeq and is a predicted model, not a curated record. The transcript is spliced from 3 exons.